AUGACUCCGGCAACUUUGGUUAAUUGCGAAUUUGAUAUUGCACUUUUCCAUUUUCAAGUGAUGAAGUCUUCUACCGCUGCACUGUCAUCAAACUGCGCCCCCUCGCUGCUUAGUGCGGAUGGGUCUUUGGAUUCCCUCUGCAUCGCAACCAUCCGCUCGCUCGCAAUUGACAUGGUUGAGGCUGCCUCCAGCGGACAUCCAGGCGCCCCGAUUGGGCUGGCCCCCUUGGCCCACGUGCUUUUUUCUCAGCAUUUCAGGAGCGUUGGAACGGACCAUUUGUGGAUGGGAAGAGAUCGAUUUGUUCUAUCAAACGGCCAUGCAUGUGCUCUGCAAUAUGCAAUGCUUUUUCUGCUUGGGUUUCCAUUGUCGCUCGAUGAUUUAAAGUCAUUUCGGCAGUUGAACUCAAAAACACCUGGCCAUCCAGAAUGCCAUUUUACACCAGGCGUUGAGGUGACAACUGGUCCCUUGGGCCAAGGUCUUGCCAAUGCAGUUGGGUUGGCCGUUGCGGAGGCCCAUUUGGCCGCUACCUUUAACAAGCCCGGCUUUACAAUAUUCAAUAAUUCGACCUUUUGUAUUGUCGGAGAUGGCUGCAUGCAGGAGGGAGUUUCUGCGGAGGCCUUUUCUCUUGCCGGGCACUUGAACCUAUCGCGCCUUAUUGUGAUCUACGAUGACAAUGGAAUCCAAAUUGACGGUUCUACUGACCUGGCCUUUUCGGAGGAUGUUGACUCCAGAAUGAAGUCAUACGGAUUUAAAGUUUUUGUUGUCGAAAAUGGAAACACCGAUUUGGUUGCAAUAUCAAACGCAAUUUCUGCUGCUAAAGCAAAUACCUGCUCCCCGUCCUUCAUUAGGAUAAAGACCAUGAUUGGCGUAGGGUCGGCUCAUCAAGGGACCGAAAAGGUCCAUGGAUCGCCAUUGGGAGCGUCCGAUGCUGCUGCCUGCAAAAAGCUAUAUUUUGGCAAAAGCCAUCCCGCUUGGUAUGUUCCUGGAGAGGUCAAGUCCUUUUAUGCGGAGGUUCUAGAGCGAAAUAAUAAGCUUAAAGAGGAAUGGACAAAUUCUUUUGAGGCAUAUUGCAUCAAUUACCCAUUGCUGGCUUUAGAGCUGGAAAAUCGCCUUUCUGGAAAGCUUUCACUGAAGAUAUCUGAUUUCCCGUCUUACAAAUCGACGGAUCCCUCGAUGGCCACAAGAAAGCUAUCUGAAACUUUACUAAGCUCCAUUGCAGAUAAGCUUUCCUCCUUGGUUGGUGGAUCUGCCGAUCUUACUGCCUCCAAUCUAACGCGCUGGAAGUCUGCAGUUGAUUUUUCUCAGUUCCAUCCAGAAGGCCGCUACAUUAGAUUUGGUGUGCGCGAGCAUGCGAUGGCUGCCGUUUGCAAUGGGUUGGCCGCUUAUGGUCAUAAAAAGGAAACGAAUGGCUCGCUAUUGAUUCCCUUUGCAGCGACAUUUUUGAAUUUCAUCACCUAUGCUUGGGGGGCUGUCCGUCUUUCUGCGCUUUCGCAUCAUCAAGUGUUAUACAUUAUGACACACGAUUCCAUCGGACUUGGAGAAGAUGGCCCCACGCAUCAGCCGAUUGAAGCGCUUGCCGCUCUUAGGGCAUUGCCAAACAUGUUGACUUUCCGCCCAGCCGAUGGAAAUGAGGUCUCCGGCGCCUACUUUGCCGCGCUCUCCUACAAUUCCGGCCCCUCUGUGUUGUGCCUUUCUCGACAAAAUCUGCCCCAACUGGAGGGAUCUUCGAUCGAAAAGGUGUCUCUUGGCGCUUAUUCUGUUUGGGAAUCGUCUUCGCCUUCGAGCUCGGCUCCGCGUGUGAUUUUGGUGGGAACUGGCUCUGAGGUUUCUGUUCUUGUUGACGCGGCCAAAGCGAUGCAAGAUAAAUGCCGUCUUAGCGUGAUUUCAAUGCCCUGCAUGGAAUUGUUCGAACUUCAGCCUGCUUCGUACAAAAAGUCGAUUUUCCCCGAGGGAAUUCCGGUAAUCUCGAUGGAGGCAUCCUGCACUUUUGGAUGGUCCAAAUAUGCAACCAUUUCAAUUGGAAUUGAUACCUUUGGCGCAUCAGGGCCGGCCCCCAAACUAUUUUCACACUUUGGCCUUACUGCAGAUGCCGUAAUUAAGGCCAUUCAGUCGGUCAUUUAA
Mitosporidium daphniae is the source of this 2121-nucleotide messenger RNA. RefSeq names its product transketolase. Gene Ontology annotation, molecular function: transketolase activity. Bases 1 to 2121 code for a protein of 706 amino acids. The transcript has a single exon. The record is from RefSeq and is a predicted model, not a curated record. Gene Ontology annotation, cellular component: cytosol. NCBI's taxonomy places the organism in Eukaryota, Fungi, Microsporidia. Gene Ontology annotation, biological process: pentose-phosphate shunt.